This is a messenger RNA of Metschnikowia bicuspidata var. bicuspidata NRRL YB-4993, 306 nucleotides long. Its product is annotated as mitochondrial 37S ribosomal protein mS33. The transcript has a single exon. Gene Ontology annotation, cellular component: mitochondrion. The record is from RefSeq and is a predicted model, not a curated record. Bases 1 to 306 code for a protein of 101 amino acids. Lineage: Eukaryota; Fungi; Ascomycota; Pichiomycetes; Serinales; Metschnikowiaceae.
AUGUCCGCCUUUCGCAAAAUUAACUUGAACCAGCUCAAGCAGGUCCAGAAACUCUCGGCGGAGAUUUUCGGUGAGACGUACAACCCCACGGGAAUCAGAAACGGGUCUGAGGUCUUGCGUGCUCCUUUGAGAGGUAAGGAAAUUGCGUCAUACUACGGAGUCAAUGAAUCUGCGCCCACUUUCAAAGAUUUCAAGAAAUGGUUUCCCGAAUUGAACUUCAUUGAUCCAAAAGAAACCUACAGAAUGAAGAUGGUCAUCGAUAGGAAGAAGAGAGGCAAGGGUGCGCCAAAGAAGAAGUCCAGUUGA